GUUUCUCAGGCUGCAGCAGACUUGAAGCAAUUCUGCCUGCAGAAUGCACAACAUGAUCCCCUACUGACAGGAGUAUCAUCAAGUACAAAUCCAUUCAGACCCCAGAAAGUUUGUUCAUUUUUGUAA
This is a messenger RNA of Balearica regulorum gibbericeps (East African grey crowned-crane), 126 nucleotides long. The record is from RefSeq and is a predicted model, not a curated record. Lineage: Eukaryota; Metazoa; Chordata; Aves; Gruiformes; Gruidae.